This is a messenger RNA of Prunus persica (peach), 393 nucleotides long. Its product is annotated as probable calcium-binding protein CML25. Gene Ontology annotation, molecular function: enzyme regulator activity; calcium ion binding. The coding region runs from base 1 to 393 and encodes 130 amino acids. The record is from RefSeq and is a predicted model, not a curated record. NCBI's taxonomy places the organism in Eukaryota, Viridiplantae, Streptophyta, Magnoliopsida, Rosales, Rosaceae. The transcript has a single exon.
AUGGCUCAAAUAAGCUCUCUCUUUGCAGAAACUGAGACACUGAGCCAAGUCCUAGGCUUGGUGGAAGCAUUCAAAGCCUUUGAUGCAGAAAAUGGUGGAAAAAUCAAUGAUGCGGAGCUUGGAGAGAUUUUGGGGUCACUUGGGUACAAGACAAGUGAGCAAGAUGUGAGGGCAAUGAGGCAACAAAGAGACACAAACAGAGAUGGGUUUCUGAGCAUAGAGGAGUUCUUGGGCAUGAACACGAAGAACAUGGAAUUUAGGAAGCUUGAAGAUGUCCUCAAGAAUGCUUUUGAAGCCUUGGAUGUUGAUGGGGAUGAGGUUGUGAUUGCUGAGGAGCUUUAUGAGGUUAUGGAGGAUGAUUUUGGUUUGGGGUCAUCUCUUGAAGACUACUAG